UGUGCGCGGGGCCGGGGCCAUGGAGGAGCUGAGCAGCGUGGGAGAGCAGGUCUUCGCCGCCGAGUGCAUCCUCAGCAAGCGGCUCCGCAAGGGCAAGCUGGAGUACCUGGUCAAGUGGCGAGGCUGGUCCUCCAAGCACAACAGCUGGGAGCCUGAGGAGAACAUCCUGGACCCACGGCUGCUGCUGGCUUUCCAAAAGAAGGAACACGAGAAAGAAGUGCAGAAUCGGAAGAGGGGCAAGCGGCCCCGGGGCAGGCCCAGGAAGAACGUGGAACCAGAGAUGCCUACAAACACUAAGUCAAGCAGCUCCUCUUCCUCCACAUCCUCCUCUUCCUCCUCCUCCGAGGAAGAGGACGAGAGUGAUCUGGAAGCAAAGAGAGGUCCCCGUGGCAGGGAGACGCACCCGGUGCCGCAGAAGAAAGCUCAGAUCCUGGUGGCCAAGCCCGACAUGAAAGACGCUUCCAGGAAGAAGCGUGGCCGGAAACCUCUUCCUCCAGAGCAGAAAGCAGCUCGAAGGACUGUGAACCUGACAAAGGUGCUGAAAACGUCCCGGAAGGAGGUGGGGGGCAGUGCCAAGCUGGUGGGGAAGCUGCAGCCCCAGCACAGCGCGCAGGGCUCAGGCAUGGCUAUGCUGAAGGAUCCACCGGGCGCCUUGGCUGGGCUCAGCUCAGGGGGCUCCUCAGUGGAGAACCUGCCCAACAUGAUGAAGAGCGGCUCGGCGAGCCCCAGCCAGGCCAUCAGCUGGCAGAGCUCCAUCGUGCACUACAUGAACAGGAUGUCCCAAAGCCAGAGCGCAGCCGAAAGCUCGGCCCUGGGCAGGCUGGCGCUGAAGGCACAGGCAGCCAGUAAGGGCAGCUUAGGGCUGGACUUGAAAAUGAGGAGCCAGAAAGGCUCUGGGGAGCUGGGACUGAACACACAGGGACCCAAAACUGCAAAGGCUUCCGGCAGCAGCGCUGGAGGGGACCAGAAAUCGGGGUUUGCUGCUGGAGGCCAGCUGCUGCCCAACGGCAGCAAGGCACCGUCGAGCUCAUCUGGGGCCAGCAGCCAGGCAGCCUCCAGCCAGGAGCUGAACCUGCAGGCUCUGAACCUGCAGAGUGUCAAAAACGGGCCGAGCGCGGCCGGCGGGAGCAGCCUGCCCCGGCACCUCUGCGGCUCCCUGGCCAAGGGCUCCGCUGGCAGCACGGCCGGUGCGGGUGCCAAGGGUGCUGGCAGUGCCAAGGCUGGUGUGACAGGGGCCGGGCUGAACGCUGCCGGUGCUGCUGCACUGCCAGGGGGGGACGGAGGCAAGAGCAAGAAGCAGACACACCGGGCAGGUGACAGGGACUCGGCCAAAGGUGGCUCAGCGGGCGCUCCAGAGGGACACGCGGCCUCAGAGAGCCGCAAAGCCUCCGCCCUGGCCGAAGCGAGCACAGGCGAGGACAGCAGCUCGGAUUCGGACCGGGAUUCAGCGUCCCUCCCAGGUGUGGGUCAGAACAUGUCUGUCUCCAUCCAGACCAGCCAGGACUGGAAACCCACCCGCAGCCUGAUUGAGCACGUCUUUGUCACCGAUGUCACCGCUAACCUGAUCACAGUGACGGUCAAGGAGUCCCCCACCAGCGUCGGGUUUUUCAACCUGCGGCAAUACUGAGCCCAGGAGCCUAAGAGGAGGGAGAGAGCCCUUCAGCCUCACCCUCACCUUUGCCCAGCUCCUCCAUCAGGUGUUUUUUCUUCAAAGCGAACGCAGAGCCCUCCUGAGACCUGCUGGAACUUCUGUCUGGACAGGCUGGACCAAUAACACAG
Molecule: messenger RNA, 1779 nt
Organism: Passer montanus (Eurasian tree sparrow)
Lineage: Eukaryota; Metazoa; Chordata; Aves; Passeriformes; Passeridae
Product: chromobox protein homolog 2-like
Exons: 5
Coding region: 20-1627 (535 amino acids)
Biological process (GO): negative regulation of transcription by RNA polymerase II
Cellular component (GO): PRC1 complex; heterochromatin
Source: RefSeq, a predicted model, not a curated record